Ochlerotatus camptorhynchus is the source of this 3631-nucleotide messenger RNA. RefSeq names its product AP-1 complex subunit gamma-1-like. Gene Ontology annotation, biological process: Golgi to vacuole transport; intracellular protein transport. Gene Ontology annotation, molecular function: clathrin-cargo adaptor activity. Gene Ontology annotation, cellular component: membrane coat; Golgi apparatus; AP-1 adaptor complex. NCBI's taxonomy places the organism in Eukaryota, Metazoa, Arthropoda, Insecta, Diptera, Culicidae. The transcript has 12 exons. The record is from RefSeq and is a predicted model, not a curated record. Bases 727 to 3285 code for a protein of 852 amino acids.
UCUGCCCUCGUUGGUUCGCUCGUUCGUUCGUUCUUUCAUUCGCUCGGUACUCCACCGUUAUCGUCAUCGUCGUUGGAUUGCGCGCGGCAACCGUUCGUUCGUUUCGAUACACAAACUUCACGUCACAUCACCAACCUACCGAUCGGUUUGUGUAUCAGUCAGUCAGUCAGUCAGUUAGUGAGUCAGUCAUUCAGUUAGUCGGCAACUGCUGCAUUUUACCGGGACGACAAGGACGAGGUCAAUUCAAACGCAGUGGAAAUAGUGCAGACAAAUUUGGAAUCUAAUAUCGUGCUCCGGUUGCGCCGAAUUUGAUGAAUCAUGGCGAAGAACACAAACCAAUAGCAGCUACCUAAACAUACCACCAGUGUGUCAGUGUCAGUGCCAGUAUCAGUGUCAGUGCGUGUGGACCGGAAAAGUGAACAAACACAGGUGGUGCUUGUGGCGGAAAAAAAAAUUAAUUAAAAGAACCGUCGACCGGCUCCUGAGUUCGAAAUUCGUUGACAGGUGGAAAAGCACAAUCGAAAACAACAAAGCCCUACUCAGUAAGUGCCGAGUGUGUGAGUGGGUAAGUGAAGCUAUCAGCAGGCCACGUUUUACGUGCCAUUUCGUUACGCGUUGCGUGUCUCAGUUCCAGUCAGCAUCGGAGGAAUAUUGCGAAGAAAAUAAACUCGAAAACAUCUGGUGGUGGAGUCUUGGCAGCAUUCCUUGCCGCCGCCGGUGGAAACCAUGUACCCGUACUAUGAAUCGGAGUGGAGCAUACUGCCUCCGGAGCACAAUCGAAGAUACAGCCCGGGCCUCACAAUCAGCAACAUCAAACAAGUGAUCAAUGAAACGAUAGAAACCAAUAUUCUAAGAAAGCCUUCACCAACUCGCCUGCGGGAACUGAUCCGCCAGAUCCGAGCAGCCCGAACGGCCGCCGAGGAGCGUGCCGUGGUCAACACAGAAUGUGCCUACAUCCGAAGUACCUUCCGCGAGGCGGACUGCAUUUGGAAAUGUCGCAACAUGGCCAAAUUGCUCUACAUUCACAUGCUAGGCUAUCCGGCCCACUUUGGACAGAUGGAAACCCUAAAGCUGGCGACCAGCUCGAAGUUCACCGACAAACGGAUAGGCUACCUCGGAGCGAUGCUGCUGCUGGACGAACGGCAAGACGUGCACGUUCUGCUGACCAACUGUUUGAAAAAUGACCUCAACAGUUCAACGCAGUUCAUCGUGGGGACGGCUCUGUGUACCCUGGCAGCGAUCGCCUCGCCGGAGAUGGGUCGUGAUCUGUCGCACGAGAUCGAACGACUGAUCGCUUCCUCGAACGCAUUUCUUCGCAAGAAAGCAAUCCUCUGUGCCUUUCGCAUGGUCCGCCGAGUGCCUGAACUGAUGGAGGAUUAUGUACCCAAGUGCUUACACCUUUUAAACGAGAAAAACCAUGGAAUCCUCGUAUCGACAAUCACAUUGGUAACGGAGAUGUGCGAACAGAGCCCUGUGGUGUUGAACUACUUCAAAUCGUCCAUCCCUACCUUGGUUCGCACGCUCAAAACACUAAUCGUAAGUGGAUAUUCACCGGAACACGUCGUCAAUGGAGUCAGCGAUCCGUUCCUGCAGGUGAAGCUCCUUCGGCUGUUGAGGAUCCUGGGGCACGGUGACCCAGAUCAGUCGGAGAUCAUGAACGAUGUAUUGGCUCAGGUUGCUACCAAUACGGAGACGAACAAGAACGCAGGGAAUGCCAUUCUGUACGAAACGGUACUGACAAUCAUGAAUGUUGAGUCCGAAAACAGCCUCCGCGUCCUGGCCAUCAACAUCCUGGGUCGAUUUCUGCUCAACAGCGACAAGAGCAUCCGCUACGUGGGACUACUAACGCUUGUCCGAACCGUUCAACGGGACAUGACGGCCGUCCAGCGGCAUCGUAUCACAAUCCUUGAGUGCCUUUCCGAUUCGGACAGUUCGAUACAGAAGUGUGCGAUGGAACUGUCCUUCACGCUAGUCAACGCACAGAACAUUGAAACCAUCGUACGGGAAUUGCUCAAAUAUCUGGAAACAGCUGACGCGGAGAUGAAGGGAGCCUGCGGCAGUAGAAUCGUGCUGGCAGCGGAGAUGUACUCCCCUUCGAUCCGUUGGCAUCUGGAUUUGCUGCUGAAGGUGUUGAAGAUUUCCGGCAACAACAUCCGGGACGACGUGAUAGCCUCUACGAUUCAGCUGAUUUCCAACAGCCCCACGGAGGAGCAGAGUUUCAUCAGUGGUAAAAUGUGGCAAUCUAUCACCAACAUGAACCAACUGGAGAAUCGGCAACCGCUCGUGCAAGUCGCCGUGUGGACACUCGGAGAGUACGGCGAGGCUGGCAAUUUCGACGAAAACGAACUAAUUGACCACUACCGCCAGCUUCUGUGGGCCCCUCAGCUAUCGAUCACGACCAAGCAGUACAUUCUGAUGUCGCUUGCGAAAAUCAGCGUCCGCAUGGAACACUGCACGGCCAACAUCCAAAACAUCAUCAACGCCUUCAGGGUGCACCUGAACAUCGAUCUGCAACAGAGGGCCGUCGAGUUCCAUCAACUGUUCACCAGCCACAGUCACCUGAGGGCAGCCCUGCUGGAAAAGAUGCCCACGAUGAAAAUAUCCACGAUGACCACCUCGGAAUACAACUCGGACUUUGCUGCCGGACCGACAUCCGGCUCGCAAUCGCAAAGCGAACAAUCCACACCGCUCAAAGAAACUUCUAAUCAAGACAUCCUACUGGACUUGCUGGGGAAUUCCUUCGGAAGUGGUUCGUCGACUGCCAACACGACUACCACUCCAAGUCCCCUGGAGCAGACCGCACCGGUUGAGCCACCUGUGAACAAUACAGACAUUUUGGACCUGUUGGGAUUGGGUUCCUACGACCAGUCCAGUCCCUUGCCAACGCCGUUUACCCCUCCUACGACCAGAAUCAGUCCCACGGAGUACUCGGCCACGACAAUCCCCGUCUUCAGUCGGGAUAACAUCGACAUUCGAUUCAUCGUCAAAAGAGAACGGGACCACGCAGUGGUCACAGCCAAAACUACCAACAAUUCGGUCAAUAUGCUAGAGAAGUUCAUGCUUCAGGUUGCAGUCCCGAAGGCGUACUCGAUCCAAAUGCUAGUGCCAUCAAGUACGGUGAUGCUGCCUGGGGAAUCCGUCGUGCAGGACAUCAAUGUAAUUCGGACGAAUGCCGCCAUUGCCAGUGCCCUCCGGAUGAAGGUUCGAUUUUCCUACGACAUCGGUAACUACUCCGUCAUGGAACAGGCGGACGUAAACGAGUUCCCGCCGGAUCUUUUCCUUUGAGUGCUGCUGUACACCAUGGAUGGGCCAUCGAAAGCCGCCGAUCUCAGCUAAUCCAAACCUUACUGCAAACGAUUGCUCAGCCGCGAAAUACCAUACAAUUAUCAAAAAAAAAAUAUCUAAAAACUGCAAACCAGGGCACAAAGUUUAAAAUCAAAUGGACUCUUUCGGAACCAAUCAACUCAAUUGACCAUCAAAUUAGAUUCUAGUACAUCAUCCUGUUUUCAAUGUAGAAUAUUUCAAAUUAGAUUUUAUCAUGGAAAUUUAAAAUAAAAAGUUAUAUUACUAGUAGAACUCUACCCCGUUAAAGAAAUGUAGAUAAUUUAAAUAAAUACCGUUUUUAAUCGCU